AAGCAUUUGAAGACUAUGAAGAAGGAGCUAUCAGAUCGGUCCGAGAUGGCAGAGGUGGAGGAGACCCUGAAGCGACUCCAGAGCCAGAAGGGCGUGCAGGGAAUCAUCGUGGUAAACACAGAAGGCAUUCCCAUCAAGAGCACCAUGGACAAUCCCACCACCACACAGUACGCCAGCCUCAUGCACAACUUCAUCUUGAAGGCCCGGAGCACCGUGCGCGAAAUCGACCCCCAGAAUGACCUCACUUUCCUUCGAAUUCGCUCCAAGAAAAAUGAAAUUAUGGUUGCACCAGAUAAAGACUAUUUCCUGAUUGUGAUUCAGAAUCCAACUGAAUAAGCCUCUUUCUUGGCUCCCUGCGUCAUUCCUUAAUUUAAUGCCCCUCAAGAAUAAUAGCGUUAAUCACGUCCACUGACGGGCACGUGGAAGGCACGUUGGAGCCCUCCCAGGCUGGUCCGUGACCCAGUGGGCU
Messenger RNA from Bubalus bubalis (water buffalo), 469 nucleotides. RefSeq names its product dynein light chain roadblock-type 1-like. NCBI's taxonomy places the organism in Eukaryota, Metazoa, Chordata, Mammalia, Artiodactyla, Bovidae. Gene Ontology annotation, molecular function: dynein intermediate chain binding. The transcript has a single exon. Gene Ontology annotation, biological process: microtubule-based movement. The coding region runs from base 16 to 336 and encodes 106 amino acids. Gene Ontology annotation, cellular component: centrosome; cytoplasm; cytoplasmic dynein complex. The record is from RefSeq and is a predicted model, not a curated record.